AUGGGUCUCUACACAGAAGAGACGUACAAGAAGUAUGGUCCUCAUUGGAAGGAGAACCUCUUCUACUCUCAUCUGUUAUCUCUGCCGCUCUUCUUGCCCUUCCUGCCUUCUCUUGUGAGACAGUAUGGAAGGCUGGCCAACAGCACUCCCCUCUCACUCACACCGUGGGCGGCUGGCAAGUCCGAACCAUCUGUCGACGGAACUUCUGUUUAUCUGAGCGGAAUCCAAGUACCCAGCCAGCUUGCCUACCUUGCUAUCAAUGUUCUAACGCAGUACGCAUGCAUUCGAGGCGUCAACCUUCUGGCAGCAGCCUCGUCCGCCUUGACUGUUACAAUUGUCCUCAAUAUACGGAAGCUGGUCAGUUUGUUGUUGAGCAUCUGGUUAUUUGGGAACACCCUUGCCACUGGAACGUUGGUAGGGGCUGUAGUGGUGUUUGGGGCUGGAGGCUUAUACUCGCUUGAUUCCAAAAAGAAGCCAACGCGAACGCAGCCGAAGCAAGAUCCCGAUUUGAAAUAG
Molecule: messenger RNA, 516 nt
Organism: Verticillium alfalfae VaMs.102
Lineage: Eukaryota; Fungi; Ascomycota; Sordariomycetes; Glomerellales; Plectosphaerellaceae
Product: UDP-N-acetylglucosamine transporter YEA4
Exons: 1
Coding region: 1-516 (171 amino acids)
Biological process (GO): transmembrane transport
Cellular component (GO): Golgi membrane; endoplasmic reticulum membrane
Molecular function (GO): UDP-N-acetylglucosamine transmembrane transporter activity
Source: RefSeq, a predicted model, not a curated record